CGUGUCCUUUCCCAGCGCAGUGCGGUACGACGCCGGUUGCCUCACCGAUACCGGAAAGAAUCCAAGGGAUCCACCACCCUCCAACUGAGGAAGAGUUUCUCUAGGGAAGAGGAUUAAAAUCAAAAAAUCAAGAUGCCCGUGGAUGUGAUGUCUUUUGCUAAGGAUUUCUUAGCCGGCGGCAUUUCAGCGGCCAUCUCCAAAACUGCUGUCGCCCCCAUUGAAAGAGUAAAGUUGCUCCUCCAAGUACAGCAUGUCUCCACACAAAUCGCCAAAGACAAACAAUACAAAGGUAUUAUCGAUUGCUUCAUCCGCAUCCCCAAAGAACAAGGAAUCCUCAGUUUCUGGCGUGGUAACUUAGCCAAUGUCAUCCGAUAUUUCCCCACCCAAGCCCUCAACUUUGCCUUCAAAGACAAGUACAAGCAGGUAUUCUUGGGAGGCGUCGACAAAAGGACGCAAUUCUGGAGAUACUUCUUGGGCAACCUGGCGUCUGGUGGAGCUGCUGGGGCCACUUCCCUGUGCUUCGUGUACCCCUUGGACUUUGCCAGAACCCGACUGGCCGCCGACGUCGGCAAGGGCGCCCAGAACCGACAGUUCAACGGACUCGUGGAUUGCCUGGUGAAGAUUUUCAAGACCGACGGCCUCUUGGGUCUGUACCGCGGGUUCAGCGUCUCUGUCCAGGGCAUCAUCAUCUACAGGGCAGCCUACUUCGGGUUCUACGACACAAGCAAAGGCAUGCUCAAGACCGAUGCCAAGCACACGCCCCUCGUCGUGUCCUGGAUGAUUGCCCAGACCGUCACCGUCAUUUCCGGUAUCAUUUCCUAUCCCUUCGACACUGUCAGGAGGCGUAUGAUGAUGCAGAGUGGACGAGCCAAGAGCGAAAUGCUGUACAAGAACACCCUGGAUUGCUGGAUCAAGAUCGGCAAGAGUGAAGGUCCAAGAGCUUUCUUCAAAGGAGCUCUUUCCAACGUUAUCCGAGGCACUGGAGGAGCAUUUGUCUUAGUAUUAUACGAUGAAAUUAGGAAUUUCUUGAUUUAAAUUUAAUCUAAUUUUUAAACAAAGCUCUAGGCACUUUAAUACAAUGCAAAAAGAAUUAUUUCAAAGGUAGUCAAAACCUCGGGAACACACAACAGUGUAAUGUCGAUAUUGUUUUGGACUUAUUUCUCAAUCACAGGAGAUGUAACAGAACGGUUCGCGGUUGGAAGUUUUUUUAUUUCAACUUUCACAGGCAGUAUUAACUUUGAGUUAUGGAAAAUAAGGUACAGAGGGUUGAACAUUUUUCUUAUGAAAUUGAAUUCUUAUUAUAAUUCACGAAAUACAUCCAAAAUUCAAUAAAUCCCCGAUAGUUUCAUUGAAAAAAAAAUCUAAUAAUUUGUAUAGCCUUAGAACUCAAGUUGUCCCCUCGCAUCGCGAUAACUAAGGAGAAAGAAACGAGCAAAGGAAUUUGAACUUAGUUCAUGAAAACCCCGAUCACAUUCACGUGGAAGGCAGAAAAGUGUUCAAUGAUUAUGUUAGAGAUGUAUAUUGUUUCAUAGAUGAGAAAUUUGCACUUUGUUUUCUGCUUCAAAUCAUGUAACUAUGGUUUAAAAGUUACUUAUUUGUCGGGAGCACAGUGCGAAUAAAACAUUGUGAUAUUA
Uloborus diversus is the source of this 1634-nucleotide messenger RNA. RefSeq names its product ADP/ATP translocase 3-like. Lineage: Eukaryota; Metazoa; Arthropoda; Arachnida; Araneae; Uloboridae. Bases 133 to 1035 code for a protein of 300 amino acids. The transcript is spliced from 2 exons. Gene Ontology annotation, biological process: mitochondrial ATP transmembrane transport; mitochondrial ADP transmembrane transport. Gene Ontology annotation, cellular component: mitochondrial inner membrane. Gene Ontology annotation, molecular function: ATP:ADP antiporter activity. The record is from RefSeq and is a predicted model, not a curated record.